Drosophila subobscura is the source of this 1193-nucleotide messenger RNA. RefSeq names its product m7GpppX diphosphatase (gene Dcps). NCBI's taxonomy places the organism in Eukaryota, Metazoa, Arthropoda, Insecta, Diptera, Drosophilidae. The record is from RefSeq and is a predicted model, not a curated record. Gene Ontology annotation, molecular function: hydrolase activity; RNA 7-methylguanosine cap binding. Gene Ontology annotation, cellular component: nucleus; P-body. Bases 55 to 1173 code for a protein of 372 amino acids. The transcript is spliced from 3 exons. Gene Ontology annotation, biological process: deadenylation-dependent decapping of nuclear-transcribed mRNA.
AAGUAGAUGCUGUGUUUUGUAAAUAUUACUAUUAAAAGGAAAUAUUAAGAUAAGAUGGAAAACUCAGAGAUCAAGUCACCGACCUAUGACAUUUCGAAGUUCCGGCUUAAGCGGAUACUCAACAACAAUAGUGUUCGGAAGAGCAUUUCAUUGCUAGGCACUUUCCCAGACCUCUCCGAGACGGACGAAGCCAUUGUUGUUUUUGAGAAAAAUGCAUAUCAGGAGAGCGACAUUUCCACGGAGGCAGCUUCCAAAGAAUCACCGGCGAAACCAAGUUACUUUAGCGCUGAGUUGAAGGUUAACACGGAGUUCAUUAAUAACAUAUACGGCAGUUUUCAGGUUGUGCCCAGCCUGGAUUUAUGCGCCGUCAAGAGCACAGUUAUAUAUCCAGCCACAGACAAGCACGUCGAAAAGUAUUCCAUAUGCCAGAAGUAUCUCAUUAGAGAAACACCAGAUCUCUACGAAAGUACAACUCUUCCGUACAUCAACGAGAGCCAAUUCUCGCUGGAGUGGGUAUACAACAUACUGGAACACAAGAAGGAAACCGAGCGAAUCGUAUUUGAGGACAAGGAUCCAGAAACCGGUUUCAUCCUGCUGCCAGAUCUGAAAUGGGAUGGACGGAAUGUAGAGAACCUCUACCUGCUUGGCAUUGUGCACAAGCACGAUAUUAAAUCACUCCGUGAUCUGAAUGGCAGCCACCUGCCGUUGCUGCGGAAUAUACGCCAGUCCGCAAAGGAUGAAAUUUCUAAACGAUAUGGCUUGAAUCCCAACCAGCUGCGCAUGUACUUUCACUAUCAGCCCUCCUUCUACCACCUGCAUGUGCAUAUCAAUCCCAUUAGGAACGAUGCCCCAGGCAUUUGGUGCGAGAAGUCGCACAUGCUGGACACUGUAAUAAGCAACUUGGAACUCUUGCCGGACUACUACCAGCGCGCCACAUUACCCUUUGUCGUGUAUGAGGGUAACAAACUGCUGGAUUUGUAUGAGGAGAAGUUAACAGUUCGCAGUGUAGCAGCACCCAUAAGUGAGUCUAAAGAGCGAGAAGAGGAGCCAGCGGUGGAAUCGGCUGUCGAUGGUUUCAGUGAUGAUGACCCAGAAGAGAGGGAGUGCAAACGCAUCCGAUUGGCAACACCAGACCCAAAGGAAGCCGAAGCCACUGCCCAGGUGUGUGCAUAGACAAAACACGAAAGCCCACG